UUAAAUAGUUCUGCCGUAAAGGAUCAUGGGUAAUAAAUCUAAUUUCCCUUCUCGCUCUGCGGGAGGAGGGACGAUCGUACUUCAGCAAAUCUUCCUGAGUUUUGACCGAAUGUUGUGAAUCCUCGACGCGGGACGCCCCUGAUCACUACUUUAGUGGACUAAAACAUCAUUGGUGCAGUCUUCGUGUCCGGUUGGAGUUGUCUCGUGCACGUUGAAGCUUCUCGGCCUAGCUUAGCUUAUUUAAGCUUGCUCACGAAGAGACGCGUUUGCGAUCAACACUUCGCGAAGCAGAGAGCAAGCAUAAGAGCGGAAAGUGUUGUGAUCGUCGUGUGAAAAUGUGUGCAAGAAGGACAGCAGAGUACGAGGAGGAACUUUGGGGCCCAAAAGAGGAGAAGGAGCCACAACGUCAACUACUGGACGCUGUGUUCAAUCUGCAACCUCAAACUGUGCAACGCAGAGCAGACGUCAGUGAAAAUCUUCAUCCUGAGCGGCAGCAGUCAGUGUCCCCUCACAUCAAAGCGGAAGAGGAGGAUGAAGAGGUUCAACACAUCAAAGAGGAGGAGGAAGAGUUCCUACUCAUUAAAGAGGAAGAGCAGGAGGAAAUCAUCAAGGUUCCAUCCACUGGUGUCCCUUUGAAGAGUGAAGAUGAAGGUCGAAGUGAGGAGAGACGAGGGGCGGAGCCUCCGAGCAGGAACUGCUCAAGUGAUGGAGACCACUGUGGAGGUUCACAAACAGACGAUGAUGAUGUUGAUGAACAGUCGGAAGGUGAUAUGACAUGUCACACUGCCAACAAAUGCUGGAAAUGUUCUCAGUGUAGGAAAACUUUUGCUUCUGAGACCAAUUUCAAACAACACAUGAAAAUACACACAGGAAAGAAAAAAAAUUCCUGCUCAGUUUGUGGUCAAAGAUUCUCUGUCAAGGGAAACUUAAAAACACACACAAGAACCCACACUGGUGAGAAACCUUUUUCCUGCUCAGUUUGUGGUCAAAGAUUCUCUGCAAAGGGAAACUUAAAAAUACACACAAGAACACACACUGGUGAGAAACCUUUUUCCUGCUCAGUUUGUAGUCAAAGAUUCACUCAGAAGGCACACUUAAAAAUCCACACAAGAAUCCACACUGGUGAGAAACCUUUUUCCUGCUCAGUGUGUGGUAAAAGAUUCAAUCAGAAGGGAGAUAUAAAAAUACACACAAGAACCCACACUGGUGAGAAACCAUUUUCCUGCUCAGUUUGUGGUAAAAGAUUCAAUCAGAAGGGUGAUUUAAAAAUACACACAAGAACCCACACUGGUGAGAAACCAUUUUCCUGCUCAGUUUGUGGUCAAAGAUUCUCCGUGAAGGAAAGCUUAAAAAUACACACAAGAACACACACUGGUGAGAAACCAUUUUCGUGCUCAGUUUGUGGUCAAAGAUUCUCUGUGAAGGGAAACUUAAAAAUACACACAAGAACACACACUGGUGAGAAACCUUUUUCCUGCUCAGUUUGUAGUCAAACUUUCUCUGAGAACAGAACCUUAAAAAUUCACACAAUAACCCACACUGGUGAAAAACCUUUUUCCUGCUCAGUUUGUGGUCAAAGAUUCUCCGUAAAGGAAAGCUUAAAAGUACACACAAGAACACACACUGGUGAGAAACCUUUUUCCUGCUCAGUUUGUGGUCAAAGAUUCUCUGUGAAGGCAAACUUAAAAAUACACACAAUAACCCACACAGGUGAGAAACCUUUUUCCUGCUCAGUUUGUAGUCAAACCUUCUCUGAGAACAGAACCUUAAAAAUUCACACAAGAACCCACACUGGUGAGAAACCUUUUUCCUGCUCAGUUUGUGGCCGAAGAUUCUAUUAUAAGUAUCAAGUUAAGACACACAAGUGUGCUGGUGAGAAAAGCAGUGAUCAAGAAGAUUUUCAUGCAAAUGUAAAUGUUUAAUAUAAAAGUAAUUCUUAUGUUACGGACUGACAAAAAUCUACAUUCUUUUAUUCUGUAUAGCAGCUUUUAUUGUAUCUAUCUUUCUAUCUUCUUGUCCAUAUAUUUUCUAAAAGCUCCGUGAGUGUUGAGAAUGAACGCUGGUGCCAAAAUACAUUAAAGGGACAAGUGAAAGGGGGUGGUAAAGCGGGUGGCUGUUGCUCAGUUGAGCGGGUCGUCCAGUGACCAAAGGCUCGCCGGUUUGAACACUGGCUCCGACUGUCCGUUUGUCGAAGUGUCCUUGGGCAAGACACUGAACCCUAAUUUGCUCCCAGUGAGCCUGGCAGCGCCUUGCACGCCAGCAGCCCCAGUGGUCUAUGAAUGUGUGUGUGAAUGGGCGAAUGUGAGGCUUUGUAGAGCGCUUUGGGCACUGUAAUGGUGUAGAUAAAGCGCUAUAUAAGUGCAGUCCAUUUGACAUUUACCAAAGGUGAACAUGAACACUUAUUCCAUAGUCCUGGACUUAUAAAUGAUGUCUACAGGAAAAAAAAGCCCUCCAAAAUAAACUCAGCAGUAAUUUUAGUAUCAUUUACUAAUGAAAUAUUUGAUUUUCAGUGGGGUUGGGAUUCUCUGGCACGAGGCCGAUUCGAUACAUAUCGAGAUGCACACGUAGUGAUUCGAUUAAAAAACAAUCUUUACGGGCAGAAUAAUUCGAUACGAUUCGAUUCAGUAUGGGAGCGAUACAAUUCUCGAUUCGGUGCGGAUUGGUGCAGAAAAAAUGUGAUAGCUAACAUUUGCAAAUGUACUCAUUCAAAAUUCUAAUACCAAUUCUAUAAAAUAUUUGCCUAACCUUAUUUUCAAAUAUACAGUAAAAGACCACUUAACCCUGAGCAUUGUUGCUUUAUGGCACUGUAAAAAAAAAAAGAUAUAUUAUUUUAUUUAAAUAUGUAAUUAUUUAAAUAGACCACAACAAUUAAUUUUGAAGAUUUUCUCUCCACAAAGUCUGCACAAGCAAUAUUUAAAGAGCCUUGAGUAUUUAAGUCGUGAUUACAGGCUUAGUUCAACUGGCGAUUGUUGUCUCAGUUUCGGACGUACCUGGCUGUGUGGUUUCUUUUUAGGGUCACACAGUACCAACUUGAGAAGAAGCAUUAGUUUGCUGAGUUACAGCCCAAGGAAAUUGCCGAGUUGUACCUCGCUUUGCCAUAUUGUCUGCAUGUUUGCAAUCUGUGUCGCACAUUUCGCCACCGGCUCCGUUGUCGACUGCCGACUUGAGAUAAGGUACAUAACGUGACGUUGCAUUCUAUGUUUACAACUCCUGGGGGGAACACUACUUUGCUAUUGCCAUGACUACGGAAGUAGCUUAACUACUGAAAAACUAUUUGAUAUUGUAAUAGUGACGCUACGGAAAAAUGUAGUUAAGAUAGUAGUGUCGCUAGUAUCCAGCACUGCUGUGUUUGGUUGUAAACAUAACAUUACCUCCAGAGCACAUUGCGAGACCUCUCGCACUUGUUUUAUGAGAUGAAAACCAUAAAUCUUCAGGCUACCAAAUCCUCGCCUUGCGAUAUCGGCUACGCAGCCCUCCAACGUACGUAUCUAAUUACUGCCCGAUUUUGUAUCGAUAACGGAGUCUGCUACCGAUACAGCCAUAUCUCUCGACUUGAACAGAUAUUCGGUCACACUCACAACCCUAAUUUUCAACCAUAUUUUGGCCCACCCACAUUUUGGACACUUCAGCCUGUCACAGCCUGACACAUAACAAGCAGGAGCCAAUUACAUUUCCUUAUUGAACUUCUGCUUUCCAUGGUGUAAUUUUUGCCCCUAUUGAAAUCCUGGGUGUAUUUUUUUAUACAAUGAGUGAAAAGUGUGUAAAAUGGGGCCACACGGUGGACGACUGUGGUUAGCACAUCUGCCUCAGAGUUCUGAGGACCGGGUUUAAAUCCCGGUCCCGCCUGUGUGGAGUUUGGAUGUUUUCCCCGUGCCUGUAUGGGUUUUCUCCGGGUACAACGGUUUCCUCACAAAAACAUCCAUGGUAGGUUGAAGACUCUAAACUGCCCGUAGGUGUGACUGUGAAUGGUUAUUUGUUUAUAUGUGCCCUGCGAUUGGGUGCGCCGCCUCUCGCCCGAAGAUAGCGUGGAUAGUCUCCAGCCCGUCCAUGACCCUAGUGAGGAUAAGCGGUACAGAAAAUGGAUGGAUGGACUGUUGAAAUGCCUCCUUGAGGAAAGACGACAGCCACGUCAUCCCACAUGAAAUAAUUGUUGCAGAUUUAUUUCCUAACAAAUCAGCUCAAUUUUGAAUUCAUUGCAACACUAAUGUAUAGUAUAUGUAUGUAUGUAUAGAUCAAAUGUAUGUAUAGAUCACAAAGGCGUUUCUGUAGACGAAAUCGUGUGACAGAUGUGGACUUCGGUUGGCUGUCGUAACAUCGGACGACCCAUAACGAAGGUCUCCUGUCCCGAAACUGUGGCUGAUCUGAUUUAAGCUUAUCUGAUCCAUAAAAACUAAAAUAUUGGGCUGAUUGUGUGACGUACAUGGUUAGGGCGAAGGCGAGGAACGCAAGGCAAGAACAUGGUGGACCCAAUUGCAGGGAGGCAAGGCAGGAGUGCGGGAAUCUCAAAAUAAUAUUUAAUUCCAAAAACAAAGGAAAACAAAAAUCAUGAAAAAGUCUAAAUGCUAAAUUAACAAAGUCCAAAAUCUAAACACAAAGUAACAAAGAAACACUUGAGUGAACCCAAAACAAGAAACAAGACAUGACUGGUGAAAUACCUGAGCGACAAUGACAUGGCAAGACAUGUGACAACGACAAAGAACCGACGAGAACUGAAAGAAACCAGGGAACUAAAUACAAACAAAUUGACGAGACAACGAGGAACACCUGGACAAGACGAGUGGCUAGAGAGAGCUGAUUGGUCGACACAAAGUAGACGAGAACAGGUGGACACAACAACCUAAUGAGCACACGACAAACAUGGAACACAGGAAAACAUUGAACAAAACUAAACACAACCCAAACCAAAACACAGACCAUGACAGAUUGUUGUAAUAUUUUCAGAGGUUUAAGAUGCCAUGAGUAGAGUUGUCCGCAAUGUAAGAUAUAAUACGAACUUGAACAUAGCGGUGUUUGAAAACUCAAGCAAGCUGUAUUUAAAAAUAUAUAUAUAUAUUUCGGCGGCACGGUGGACGACUGGUUAGAGCGUCAGCCUCACAGUUCUGAGGUGCGGGGUUCAAUCCCCGUCCCCGCCUGUGUGGAGUUUGCAUGUUCUCCCCGUGCCUGCGUGGGUUUUCUCCGGGCACUCCGGUUUCCUCCCACAUCCCAAAAACAUGCAUUAAUUGGAGACUCUAAAUUGCCCGUAGGGAUGACUGUGAGUGCGAAUGGUUGUUUGUUUCGAUGUGCCCUGUGAUUGGCUGGCAACCAGUUCAGGGUGUACCCCGCCUCCUGCCCGAUGACAGCUGGGAUAGGCUCCAGCACGCCCGCGACCCUAGUGAGGAGAAGCGGCUCAGAAAAUGGAUGGAUGGAUAUAUAUAUUUCCUGAAAAGAAUUUUGAAGGUGGCGGGAUUCCAGCUGACAGCUAUGUUUAUAUAAAAUAUGUCUAAUAACUGCCACUUUAUAGUAUAGUACAUUUGCUUUUCCCACAACAGCUAUGCCAGUGCUUUUCAAUUUUCGAUUAUGGCAAUGAAAAAGGGGGCGUUCAAAAGGGAAUUAUUUACCAAUUGCUUCAAAACGUUUUGAUAUUAUUGGAAAUGACUGCCAGUUUAAUUUUCUAGAGCAAAAUAAAUACAUGAAAUUACCUUGUUAGUGAAAUAUGGACCAUGAAGACCCAUACUUCCUUUGAGCAAUGCAUGCAUUUUGUCAAAUGUUUUAGUGAUGUCAACAUCAAAUAAGUAAAUGAUUGAUUGUAAUAGACUGUAAAAAAAACUUUGACUUUUGGUGCUAAACUGUAAAGUGUAUAUGUGAUCCUUAAUAAAGUACACUGCUUAAAACAGUGA
This is a messenger RNA of Phyllopteryx taeniolatus (common seadragon), 5876 nucleotides long. RefSeq names its product gastrula zinc finger protein XlCGF57.1-like. The coding region runs from base 336 to 1922 and encodes 528 amino acids. The transcript has 3 exons. The record is from RefSeq and is a predicted model, not a curated record. Lineage: Eukaryota; Metazoa; Chordata; Actinopteri; Syngnathiformes; Syngnathidae.